GAGGGUCAUACCUGUGUGCCGGCCAGGCAGGGGCUCCCGACCCCUCCACAGGGAACUAGUUUGGGGCCAGCCCCAAUUUCCCCCUUAUCCACCCCCCAGUAGGCUCCUGGCCUCCAUGGUCACUGGACAGCCCCCCUUGAGUCACCAUGGAGAAGUCUGAAGCCAUAGGGGACGAAAUGUGGCCUGGCAGGGCCCCGGAUCCCAGGGAGCGCGCAGACACCCCGGCCCCGCUGCCCGAUCCCACCGGGAAGAAGCGGAAGCAGCAAGUGACCCCAGGGGAGGAGCCGCGGAUCCCACAGCCGCUGGAGGACAAGGGCCCCCGCCACAAGCGCGUCAAGCCGGUGCUGUCGUCCGGGCCCCCGCCCAAGGGCACCCCCCUGCAGCGGCUCAGCCAGUCCAUCCAGCGGUCGAUGAGUUUCCGUCCGGAGAGCUCCCGCCUGUUUGGCCUCAGCCGUCGGGGCAGCGGCAUGGGCCCCGGACCGUCCGGACCAAGCCGGAGGCCCCGCGGGGGCAGCUGCCGCCUCUGGACCGAGACCUUCCAGCGUCCCGCCCCGGAACCCCUCUGCGACCGAGAAGUCAGGAGGCAGGAGGUGAUCUUUGAACUGACGACUGGAGAGCAGCAGCUGGUGAAAGACCUGACCCUGGUGAAAAAGAACUACUACGAGCCCAUGCAGACCCUGGCCAUCUUGUCGGAGACGGAGCUCCAGCAGAUCUUCGGCACACUGGACGAUCUGAUUCCCCUCCACCAAGACUUGCUGAGCCAGCUCCAGCGUGCGCGGCAGGAGGACGGGACGGUGUCUGAAGCCGGACGGAUUCUGCUCGGCUGGCUUCCCGGCCUGCGAGCCUACAGCUCCUACUGCUGCAAUCAGGUAGCGGCCAAGGUGCUACUGGACCACAAGAAGCGGGCCCGGCCGGUGGGCAACUUCCUGCGGCUCUGCCAGGAGUCCAACUUCAGCCGUCGCCUCGACCUCUGGAACUUCCUGGACCUGCCCCGCAGUCGCUUGGUCAAGUACCCGCUGCUGCUGCGGGAGCUGCUCCGUCACACGGCGGCCGAACACCCUGACUGGGCCCCUCUGCAGGAAGCGAUGACGCUGUCGCAGGAUAUCGUGGGCACCAUCAACCGGAAGACGGGAGAGGCCGAAUGUGGCUACUACCGGCAGCGGCUCGUCUACCCGGAUGAGGCCCAGCGGGCUCCGGGCAUCUCCCGCUCCCGCCUGCUGCACUGUCACGGGGAGCUGCGCAACAACAAGGGGCAGAGGCUGCACGUGUUUCUGUUCGAAGAGGCGCUGGUGGUGACGAGGCUGGUGACCCACGAGGAGCAGACCGGGUUCCAGGUGUACCGGCAGCCCCUGCCCCUGGACCAGCUGAUCUUGGACGACCUUCCCGACGGGGAGGCCCGGCUCAGGACGUCCAUCCGCGGGGCCUUCGCCCCGGGCGGCGAGAGAGCCAAGAACGCGUUCCGGGUGCGUUUCCGGGAGCCGGCCCUGGGCCAGGCCCACACGCUGCAGGCCGACGACGCCUUCAACAAGCAGCAGUGGCUGUCCUGCAUUCGCCAGGCCGUGGACGGCCGCCCCGGGCGAGCCCCGGCCUCGCCCCCCGGGCCCGAGGCCGCCGACUGCUCCCUCGCCCCCCUGGCCCGGCUCAGCCUGGGCAGCCGCCGGGCCCCCUCGCCCAUGGACGUCAGUUAGGGGCCGGGGGGGUGCCCGCGGCGGCGACGGACUGGUAUUUAUAGGGCUGCGGGGCGGCCCUGCUCAAG
Messenger RNA from Tachyglossus aculeatus (Australian echidna), 1756 nucleotides. RefSeq names its product rho guanine nucleotide exchange factor 3-like. The coding region runs from base 147 to 1688 and encodes 513 amino acids. NCBI's taxonomy places the organism in Eukaryota, Metazoa, Chordata, Mammalia, Monotremata, Tachyglossidae. Gene Ontology annotation, molecular function: guanyl-nucleotide exchange factor activity. The transcript is spliced from 12 exons. The record is from RefSeq and is a predicted model, not a curated record. Gene Ontology annotation, biological process: positive regulation of Rho protein signal transduction; intracellular signal transduction.